CUUUUGAAAUAUGGACAGGAAUAGAUGCAACGAGGAUGCAACAGAUGUGAGGCAGGCAGCAACAAUAAAUUGAUCAAUUAAGUGGCGGAUUUUGGCGUCUGAAUUUUAUUAGCUUUGUUGCUGUUGGCGGAGAAGGAGACGGAGGAAGAAGUGAAAUGGAGGAUCCGUCAGGCGGCAGUUCAACAACGCUAUUCGUAAUGCCAAAGGAGGAGAAAUGUCUCAACUGGGACAGUGAUGAUGAUGAUGAUAAUAAUGCCCAGGCCAGCAGCUAUAAUCUGGAAACGUAUUGGGACGAACGACGCCUCAUACAUUUGGUGAGAAGACAGCCAGCUUUAUACAAUAGCCGGCAUGCGAAAUUCCAUGAUGCUGCUCACAAGGCGGAGUUGUGGCAAAGGAUUGCACAACAAAUGUGUUGGAAGUUGAACAAAUGCCUGAGCACUUGGGCACAAUUGCGUUACACUUAUCAGCGACAUGUGCGGCACUUGAGGAAGUAUCGUCGCCUGUCCCAAGAUGCCCGUAAACCUGCCCGUUUGCGUCCUACAAUGUUGCAUGAGGAGGAUCUAUUGUUUCUCUAUACGCACGUGGCGCGUCAGCCGCUGCAGCGCGGGAAACCCGCGAAUGUGCCAAUACCUGUGGAUGAUGAUGAUGUGACAAUUGUGCCAACACCACCCGCUGAUAUUAUCGAUCUUGAUGUGGAAAAUUAUGAUCAAUUUAAGAUAACAGCGGAAAUGCAGCGUCUCAUCGAUGCUGUCGAACCGUAUCCACAGCUGUACGAUACACGGCAUCCGGAAUACAUGAACUAUCGACAUCGUGGUCUCAUUUGGGGCGCCAUCUCCAACGAGUUGUGUGAGAAGGCAACGAAACUAAUGAAGCUCUGGUUGCAACUCCAAACCCGCUACGAGUGGGAGCUCACACAUGAGAGGAAUGAAACCUCACAGUUGAAGGAACAACUCAAAUUUCUAAUACCGCACAUAGGCAGAACAUCGAAGAGUGUGUGCAAGAUGUCGUUGUAUUUGCGGGAUGCCUGGUUCGAUCCCAUCGAGCAUUUUCGCAGUGUUAUGAAUCUAAUCAAUGUGCUCAAAUCGUUACCCGAGUGGAUGUCCAUGGUGGAGUCGAUGAGUAAUACGAAAUCGAUUCGCUAUCAUGAGUUUUGGCUACGCGUCUCGUCUCAGGUAAAUGCGAGUCAUCAACGUUGCGAGGUCACGUGGCUGGUGUUGCGCAAUUUUUAUAUGGAACUGGCCGAGAUGCGUAAAGUUGGCUAUCAGCUGCAGGACAAAUGGUUCUUUGAGAAUACUAUUGGAUCGCUAUACAAGCUGCUCGAGGCUCGCGCCACACGACGUGCUCGAAAGCGUGCAAAAAGCAAUAGUCCUGAGUCCAGCUCAAAGUCAGCGAAAUUAAUGUCACCCAAUAUUGAGAUUCGACCCAUAAGCCAUCCACGUACAUCACCGCCUCAACCAGUGCCAAAUUUGCCACUGGCCAUUGUCUAUCCGCCGGCAACAAAGUCAAUCUCCACAACGCCGACAAGCAUACAAGCAGCAAGUGCCAGCAACAGCAACAGUUCCAACAACAGCAACAGCUCAAACUAUACGUUGCCCCGCAUUACGGCGGCCAUAAGCGUUGUGCCCAAUCCCGUUGCACCAACUGUUUCAACUGCUACUUCAACUGCCACAAAUUCAACAGCCAACAUAUUGUCGAGUCCAAUGCGUUUGUCCAUUCCCGCCACUGUGCAGCUGGCAAAAGUUGCCACGUCACCACACAUGCCAUCCAAGACAGGUGGUGCCAUCAUACGUGUCGUAUCGCCUAGUAAGCUUACAAAGGAGCCACUAAGCUUAAAUGCGCCAAAAGAGUGCAAUCUAAGCAUUCCUAUGAUGGAAUUGCUAUCUACUAGCUCACCGCCAAUAAUAGCGCCAGCAACAACAACACCAACAACAACCCCAUUAACAACAGCAACAGCAACACUAACACAAAAAUCAACAACACCAAGACCAACAGCAACACCAACAAUAACACCAAGAGCAACACCAACACCAAGAUCAACAGCAAGACCAUUAUUAACACCAAUAAUAACACCACGAGCAACACCAUUCACAACACCAACAGCAACACCAUUAACAACACCAACAGCAACACCAACAACACCAGUGUUACCAACAACAAUACCAAUGCCAAAACUGGUACCGCUGACCCUACGCAAUGAUACGUUGCCCAUUCACCCGAUGUCAACCACAAAAGUGAUUCGCAAGAUUUGCAACUCGGCAUUCAGGGAUUUCCAAUCCUACGCAUCCAACAGCAGCGGUAGCAGCAACAGUGUCAGCAGUAACAGCUUCACCACCAGCACCAGCACUAGCAACAUCAGCUCCAGCAAUUUAACAAUUGUUAAACCUAAGGAUCCGGCACCGAAUAUUAAAAUUGAGUUUUGUGAUUGUCCCAUAAAUGGACGCAUGUUGUAUGCAGUUGGCAGUGGGCCAUCGGCAAAUUUAAAUAUGUCCAAGUUGGCGGUGUUUAUACGCGAGGUAAUGGCCAUACCGCAGCUGCACAGCAAGGAGUCACAUUUGGCCAACAAAAUCGAUGAUCUUUGGCAGCAAUUAUCCAAAAAAAUGCACUUGCGAGAUUUUGUCUGUCGCGCUAUUUGGACAUAUCUGGCGAAUAACAUGAAUCUGUUUCCACACAUUGCGCCAAUGGUGGAUUUAAUGCGUCCUUUUAAGACUACGCUUAAGGUCUGGGAGAAGUCGCAUCGUCUGUUUAGCAAAUUUGAUGAGAUUGCGCGAAAAUAUCUUUGGAUGGCUCAUAAGGAGAAGCUGCCAGCAUUGAUGCAACUCUUUGAGAAUUAUGAACAUUUGUAUAUCGAUUUACGUAGACCAAGACCAGGAGAAUCAAAGAUACAAUUACCGCGUCCCUAUACGGAUAAAGAGGCACAGGAAGUGUGGCGUGUGGCACGAGAACGAUUUCCACACAUGAAUCAUCGUGACGUUUGGUCCAUGUUUAAAUUUGCAUUUAAGACUUACAUGGAGGACUUGGAGCGUGGCAUUGAGAAUCCCUGGCCCCAAAAUUGGUGGCAUGCAUUGGAGAAAUUGAGUUUUCUGAUUAAAGUCCGUUAUCAUCCAUUGGAGCCGUAUUAUUAUAUUGUGCACAACAAGUUCAUGGAGGAGGUGAAACGUUGCAGCAUGUACGAGGCAUUAAUGGAUCCGACAGGCGAGAUCGAUCCCAAGAAGGCAUCAAGGCUGUCCAGUCCCCGUUCGCCAAUGCCCUGGGAAACGGAGGAGGCGAAACGUUUGCUUGUCGGCGAGCUGAGUCAGACGGUUGUGUUAACCGCAGCGGGUGAAAACCAGAAAGCGGAAAUAGAUCAAAUGCGGCAACGAAUAAAACAACGAUUAAAACAACGAAUAAAACCUAAUGAAACUGUAUUGAUGCCGAGCGAUGAACAAGCGGUUACCAAAUCAGCCCACAUUUUUAACUACGAUCCCCCUAUACCGUUGCCCAUUGUGGAUGCCUAUGAGUUAACACGACUCCUACGCAACGAACCCAAAAUCUAUGGCAAGGCAAGCGUUGAAGAGAAGCAUGCAGCUUGGAUACGCAUUUCCAACGAACUAAAGACGACAGUACCGGACUGCCGUUUAAGUCUUCAAUAUGCUGUGAAGGAGCAACGUUUGUGGAAGAUCAGAGAUCCGACUAGUCGUUGUCCACUUUCGACGAAAUAUUUUCGCCACAUAACCGAGGUAUACAAAAAGGUGAUGACGGCAAAUUUCGUCCCAACACAGCCAGACGUUAACGAAACAGUCUAUCCGGAACGUUAUAUACCGGACAUUAAUUUGGUAAAGUGUAAGCCCAGUUUGGUAGUCAAGAAUUGGUCCUAUGCUGUCGGAACCUUUUCAUCAGAUAGCCAAGAGCUAUUAUGCAAUCGGCUGAAAAUGAUAUUUGCCAAGUAUGAAAAAUUGACGAUCGUCGAGGAAUCUCCAACGCAAGUUGAAAGGAGUUGCUUCGUUGAUGAUAUCCUGUCAGUUAGCGAUGGGACAAGCAGCGACAACAUUGAGGAGGCAGGUUCAUAGUUUUAAUAAUCUUAAGCGAAUUGUAAUUUAUUAGUUAGCAUUAACACAUGGCCGAAACACAUAUCGGCUUUUAAUGGAACCCAAUUCCUCGCCCAAAUUAACAUUAAGUAUUUAACAUUUUUGCCCGUAACCCGCAUGAUUAUUUCCCACUCAAAAAAAAAGUUUAUAAAUUUGUGGGAAUUAUCUAUUGUGAAAACGGGGCUCAAUUUAUAUAUAUUACAACAAUAUUCUCCACACAUUAUUGCAACUAUAUGACACUCAACUGAAAUGUGAUAUUGUUAGUUCUAUUUUUAAAUUUUUUUUCUCUCCAAAUAACCGUUAACAAUUUUUUUCGCUGAUUUUUUUAUAUGGAGCUUUUCAUUCCGCGCUCGUUUUGCUUCCAUGCAGUACCAGUCUUAUAAAAAUUGAAUUUUUUUAUACGAAUUAAUAUGAAUAGAUUAUGUUUUGAGUUAUGUAUGUUGUUAAAUGUUUAUUAAAAUGGGUUUUACUUUUAGUGAAAUGAAUGAGAAACUGUAACUCGGAACAAUGUCAACUAAAAGAAUUUAACAAUCGCUUGCAGAUCAUAUAAAGAAAUCGAAAUACAGAACAAACAUGAUUAUGGCGUAGUUAUAAAUAGUUUUAGAUUUAUGCAAGCCAAGACGUUUUUUUAAGCAAUGUAACUGUAAAAUAGUACUUUAAAACUACUAUACAUUAAGAAAUUAAUUUUAAUACAGUGUGUUGUGUUGUAAUUUCUAUAGCUCAAAAUUGAAAACUGCUUUCGAAAUAAGCUCGAAUUAAAAAAAAAAAAAAAAGAAGAAAACAAAACAAAGACAAUACGUAAAUUGAGAUGAAAUGUUGUUGGGCAUGACUUAAACUAUAUUUUAAUUGGUAUCAUAUGGUAUGGUAAUAUAUAUUUCUUAAGACAGUGAGAGAGAGCAAAAUGCGGAACAACCAAUAUUAAUAUUAUAGUAUAGCACGUAGAUAUUAAAUGAUAAUUAACAUAUUUGUAUACAACUGACUAUACUAAGUAAAUCUAAGUAAAAUACAUUGUUAAAUAUGUACAUACAA
Messenger RNA from Drosophila innubila, 5093 nucleotides. RefSeq lists its product as uncharacterized. NCBI's taxonomy places the organism in Eukaryota, Metazoa, Arthropoda, Insecta, Diptera, Drosophilidae. Gene Ontology annotation, cellular component: nucleus; transcription regulator complex. The transcript has 6 exons. The coding region runs from base 156 to 4046 and encodes 1296 amino acids. Gene Ontology annotation, biological process: regulation of transcription by RNA polymerase II. The record is from RefSeq and is a predicted model, not a curated record.